Molecule: messenger RNA, 3334 nt
Organism: Callithrix jacchus (white-tufted-ear marmoset)
Lineage: Eukaryota; Metazoa; Chordata; Mammalia; Primates; Cebidae
Source: RefSeq, a predicted model, not a curated record
GGCUGUGGGCUGAAACAUGGCUUUGGAGCAGUCUGAUAGAAACUCUCUACAAGACUCCUCCUGGUUUAUAAUCUUCAAUAAGAUUGAAUAAAAUGAACUUUAAUGCUUUAACCAUUUGAUGUUUUUUAAUUGACAGGCCAGGAUUAUAAGUGACUUUAGGAUCUUUGAUAUGUCUCCCAGGUAGGAGGUUGAGGGAUACAGAGUGUGCACUGAAUAUUAUUUAUUGAUCUACCCUUAAUAAACUAAACAAGGCUGCUGCUGACCUCUGCAAAGGCAGUUUGAGUGGACAGUGGGGUUAGAAGCCAGAGACUGACAUUUGCAAAUAUCUUUGUGAACCAAUUUAUUGAGCACUGAAUUGGGACUCAAGUUAAAUUUACUCCCAUUAAAUUUGAGGCACAGGCCAGGCGCAGUGGCUCACCCCUGUAAGCCCAGAACUUUGGGAGGCCGAGGCAGGCAGAUCAUUUGGGGUCAGGAGUUUGAGACCAGCCUGGCCAACAUGGUGAAACCCCACCUUUACUAAAAAUACAAAAAAAAAAAAAAAAAAAUUAGCUGGGCGUGGUGGCACGUGCCUGUAAUCCCAGCUACUCGAGAGGCUGAGACAGGAGAAUCGCUUGAACCCGGAGGUAGAAGUUGCAGUGAGUCAAGAUGGAGACACUGCACUCCAGCAAGAGGGACACAGCAAGACUUCGUUUUAAAAAAAAAACAAAAAACAAAAUGUGAGGCACAAAUGGGAGGUGAGGCAGUGAAGUUUGUGAAUAUACACAAUGCUCAAGGGACUCAUGAAAUGCAUUUCAUUUAAAAAAUGAAAUUGAGCAUAUGUGCAAGCAAGAUUCACACACCCCUUUAAUCUUCACAUCACCACGAGGUAGUCACUAUUAUUAUCCCAAUUUUACAAGAUUAAAACACUGACGCUGGGAGGUUGACAGGGUUACCCCAAAUCACACUGAGGAGCUGGGCUCCCCACCCCCGCUUAAGUCUCCAUGUCCCCAGGAGACGCUGACGGUGGCAGCAGCCUCUCGGGCCUGUAGGCGGAGCACUUGGCGAAGGCUUAGCCCGCCGCCGGAACUGCUAGCUUUCAGCGGGAGCCGAGACGGUGCGGGGCCCGAGAAAUACCUUCCAUCCCAUCCUGCGCCCCGAUGCUGCGCGUCCUGUGCCUCCUGCGCCCCUGGAGGCCCCUUUGGGCCCGCGGCUGCGCUUCCGACGGGGCGGCCGGGGGCCCCGAGAUCCAAGUGCGCGCCCUGGCAGGUUCCAACCAAGGAAUCACUGAGAUUCUAAUGAACAGACCUCGUGCCCGCAAUGCCUUGGGAAACGUCUUCGUCAGUGAGCUGCUGGAAGCUCUGGCCCAGCUGCGGGAGGACCGGCAAGUGCGUGUCCUGCUCUUCAGAAGUGCAGUGAAGGGUGUAUUCUGCGCAGGUGCAGACCUGAAGGAGCGGGAACAGAUGAGUGAAGCAGAGGUAGGGGUGUUUGUCCAGCGACUUCGGGGCCUGAUGAAUGACAUUGCAGCCUUCCCUGCACCCACCAUUGCGGCUAUGGAUGGGUUUGCCUUGGGCGGAGGCCUGGAGCUUGCCCUGGCCUGUGACCUCCGAGUGGCAGCUUCCUCGGCCAUCUUGGGACUGAUUGAGACUACUCGAGGGCUCCUCCCGGGGGCAGGAGGAACUCAGAGGCUGCCACGCUGCCUGGGUGUGGCCCUGGCGAAGGAGCUCAUCUUCACUGGUCGACGACUCAGUGGAACACAGGCCCACGCACUGGGGCUGGUGAAUCACUCUGUGGCCCAGAACGAGGAGGGUGACGCUGCCUACCACCGGGCACGAGCACUGGCCCAGGAGAUCCUGCCACAGACAGCUGGAGUGAAUAACUGCAUACAAAUCCCUACAGGCCGCAGCUCUGAGAGCAUGCACACCAGCACGUUACCAGUUUUUGCCAAAUCGCUCUCCCGAGGCAUACUCAUUUACUUUCCUAUCAGUAAUGCAUGUUAAUACUGGUUUCCCCAGUCUUGGCAAUAGUGGGCAUAUUGAUACUUUAGUAUUUGCUGGUCUGAGGUGAAAGAGCACAGUACCUCACUGUUGAUUUGCCUUUCAAAAGUGAACCUGCUGGACAUCUUUCACGUUCAUAAUUCUUUUCUGGUGAACAACCUUUACAUACUCUCUGUAAAUGGUUUAAAAGUUACUUUAUACCAACAUUUUUGUAAGUCAAGGAAGUUCAUCUGUCCUAAGCAUUGCAAUUCUUUUUCCCAGUGGUUUUUUUUUUUUGAGAGGAAGUCUCGCUCUGUCGCCCAGGCUGAAGUGCAGUAGCCUGAUCUUGGCUCACUGCAACCACUGCCUCUUUAGUUCAAGCGUCCUGCCUCAGCCUCCCACGUAGCUGGGGUUACAGGGGCCCACUACAACACUGGCUAAUUUCUGUAUUUUUAGUAGAGAUGAGGUUUCGCCAUGUUGGCCAGGCUGACCUCAAGUGAUCCACCCACCUCGGCCUCCCAAAGUGUUGGGAUUACAGCCAUCAGUCAUUGUGCCCAGUCGUUUUUCCCAGUUUUUUACUUUUGUCGUUUAUUCACGGCAGUUUUUUCCAAUGGAAGUUCUUCAUGUUUAUGUAGCUAGCCUUUUCACUUAGUUUUUUUUCCUAUAUAGCAUUUAUGACAGUCUAUUGUGGGAUUCAUUUAUUUCUAUGCUAAUAGACUUUAAAAAUUUACUUUUCCUGAGAAAGUUUUAUAAAUACUUCAAAUAAUAUGAUACAGAAAGUAAUUCCUCCUUGCCUGGAAGUGGGGCUGAGACCGGAGUGCUAGGGCUGCUGUGGAAGCAAGGCCAGUGACAAAGCACUGUUGCUUCUAUGCGGCUGUAUUAAAAUGCACCCCCCUCCCCCACCAACCAGGAUUUCAACCCAGCCCUAUCGACUUGAACACCCAAGUUCCUAACCCUGACUUUCACUCUGCCGGGGUAAAACCUGCUAACCGCUGAGGCUGUCAUUUGCUGAGAUGAGGUCAAGGAAGGGGGCAACAGUGGCUGGGAGUCUCACCAGUGAUUGGAUAGACACAGCCAAGUGCUUCACCUCCCUGCACUGCAAUCUAACAGCUGUAAAAUGGGUAUCAGUAAUGACACCAGCCUGCAAGUGCAGGUAGCACCAUUAGAUGAGUCUGUGGGGAGGAAAGCACUUUGUAAACUAGUUACGUUGUCCAUGUUGGAAGGAUGGGCUGAAUGACAAGAAACCCAGAGGGUCAGGGAUCAGUCUGGCUUCUUUCAUGAUAGAAAUAAUCUCAGCUAACAGGUUAUAGGACUAACAAUAAAGAAACUAUGUGUCAGUAGAAUGGCUGGCACUAGACCCAGACAUGUGCCUCCCUCCUUCA